Molecule: messenger RNA, 3494 nt
Organism: Agrilus planipennis (emerald ash borer)
Lineage: Eukaryota; Metazoa; Arthropoda; Insecta; Coleoptera; Buprestidae
Product: large neutral amino acids transporter small subunit 1
Exons: 9
Coding region: 369-1793 (474 amino acids)
Biological process (GO): amino acid transmembrane transport
Cellular component (GO): membrane
Molecular function (GO): L-amino acid transmembrane transporter activity
Source: RefSeq, a predicted model, not a curated record
UUAGUUCAAAGUUUGCACAUUGGAAACCGAACACGUGGUGAGGUUUUUAAAGGGCGCAGGGCGAGCCGGUUUCCAACAGCAUAGUGGUCCAGCUUAUUGAUCCUCGUUAACGUCGUCAUCCAAGAGCGAAUGUAGGAAAAUUAAGGCGCAGGACAAGUCGUUGACGACGCUGUCGACGGUGGACGUCGGCAACAGACCACGCGGACUAAAACUCCAACUUCCAGAAGAAACUCUUCACAUUGGAAGCCAGGUCGCUUCCACUGACCUGAUUUUGUGAAAACAACGUAGCGAAAUAAGUAGUGUGUAGAACAAAAUUAUUGUAUUUUAAUAGUUAACCGGAAAUACAAAAAAAAAAGAUAACUGCCACAAUGGAUGGAACAGAACCCUUAGACCAUGAGAUCGCUCUAAAGCCCAAAAUGAGCCUCCUGAAUGGGAUAACUGUUAUUGUAGGAAGCAUUAUUGGUUCAGGGAUUUUUGUAUCUCCAACCGGAGUCCUUAUGCAUACUGGAAGUGUCAAUGCAUCUUUGCUUGUGUGGACAAUUUCAGGCAUUUUCUCAAUGGUUGGUGCAUAUUGCUAUGCAGAAUUGGGGACAAUGAUUCGAAAAAGUGGAGCUGAUUACGCUUAUAUAAUGGAAACUUUUGGUCCUUUUCUGGCUUUUGUAAGGCUUUGGAUUGAAUGUAUGAUAGUUCGACCCUGUUCACAAGCUAUAGUCGCACUUACUUUCAGCGUUUAUGUGAUGAAACCUUUCUUUCAUGAAUGCCAACCCCCUGAAGAUGCAGCAAGAUUACUAGCAGUUUGCUGCAUUUGUGUGUUAACGUUUGUGAAUUGCUACGAUGUAAAAUGGGCAACUAGAGUUCAGGACGUCUUUACAUAUGCCAAACUGGUGGCCCUAUUUAUAAUUAUAGCGGCAGGAGUGUAUGAACUUGCAAAAGGCCACACGGAGUACUUUACGUUCACCAACACUGAGACGGAAGUUACAUCACUGGCCCUCUCCUUCUACUCCGGCCUUUUCGCAUACAACGGCUGGAAUUACUUGAACUUCAUAAUAGAAGAACUUAAAGAUCCAGUAAGGAAUCUUCCGUUAGCCAUUGGAAUUUCUUGCACUUUGGUAACCAUCGUUUACGUACUGACAAAUAUGGCAUUUUACACGACACUAUCACCGGCUGAAGUACUUGGUUCAGAAGCUGUUGCAGUUUCUUUCGCAGAAAAACUGUUCGGCCCUUUUGCGUGGACGAUUCCAGUUUUUGUUGCACUGUCCACGUUUGGAGCAGUUAACGGCAUUCUCCUGACAUCCUCGAGGCUUUUUUACGCUGGUGCAUGCCACGGACAGAUGCCAGAAUUAUUGAUUAUGAUUCAAACGCAACGAAUGACACCAACACCAGCUAUACUCAUUAUGGCUCUGCUGUCAAUGUUGUAUCUGACUGUUUCUGAUAUAUUUGCCCUCAUCAAUUAUGUUGGUUUUGCCACAUGGUUAAGUAUAGGUGUAGCAGUUCUUUGCGUGCCGUGGCUAAGAUGGAAAGCUCCAGAUAUGGAGCGACCCAUAAAAGUGAAUUUGAUCUGGCCCAUACUGUAUCUUUUGGCCACAAUUUUCGUAACUGCGGUACCAAUGAUAGCAAGCCCAGUGGAAACUGGUAUAGGAAUCCUAAUGAUUUUAACAGCUGUACCAGUUUAUGCACUUUGCAUCAUGUGGACCGAUAAGCCCGUAUGGUUUGUUAAAGGUACCACGGAAAUUACUAUGACCUUGCAGCGAUUAUUAAUGGUUGUAGGCAAAAACAAAACAGCACAACUUUAACACUAAUUCGACAUCAAUAAUAAUGAAAAUAAUAACAGUAAUUCGUUAUUGUUUGACUUGGUAUGGGUUAUUUCCAGUGUUUUAACGAGAUUUUUUGUACAUAAUCUGUACAAAAACGCUUAUUAUACAGUUUAAGAAGUGACAACAAAUAGUAGACAAGAUUGUAAAUAAUGUUUUUACUUUGUUGACCAAUAAAAAUAUUUUAAAUAUAAUGAUAAUAAUCGAGACAGAGUACGUAGUUUUGCAUUAUCAUGUUAAAGGUUUUAAAAAAAUGAAAUCAGUUCUAAAUAGUAUUGUGAACCUAAAAAAAUAUAUCAAACCUACAUUAGGUGCAUAUUCCUUUGUUUAAAAUAUUAAUUAUGUACGUAUUAAUUAAAGAAACACAUAUUAUGCUUAAUUAGGUAAUUGUUUUAUAAUCUUUAGUCGUAGCGUUUUAUACAUAUUGCAUCUUAAGUAGGUAUACAGUUUUCAUGAUUUAUUGUUUUUAACAAUAAAAUAAAACCCUAAGUUAUGCGACUACUGCCCUUAAAAUAAGUAAUAAAUACCAUAAAAUUUAUGUGUAAUGUGAAAAGAUUAUUCUGACAUUUCUUUCCAUUUUUUGACCAUUUUCAAAUAAAAAUUGAAAUAAAAAAUUGAAAUUCAUUCUGUAACUAUUUACACACAAACAUUUUUGUGAGUCUACAAUUUAUUAUUUAUGGUUUAUUUGUUUUUCAAGUUUUUUUAGGAAACUAACUUUCGUAUUACCAUGUAAAAUUUUUAAAUUUCUUUCAUUAAAUUUUACCUAUAGACCUUCUUUGAUAAAUGAUCAAUUCACAGUAAGAGUACACCUUCGUAUAAAUGAUAAACUAAUGCAAUUGCUUUGCUUUUCUCAUAAUUCUGCCAACAAAAUUUGGAAUAUCUUGUAUAUUUCAUUCUUUCAACUAAUUGUAUUAAUGUACAGUAAUUUCGUGAUUCUAAUAUUUUAUUAGCUGUUAACUGAUAAUAGGAUAACAUUGACGAUUAAAUAAUAGUACAAAUGACCUAAAGGAGAUACGAACCUUUCUUGCUUGUUUUAUAAUAUACAAACUUUUCAGUUUUUGAAGAAAGCUUAUUAAUGUUGUCUUUAUUCAUUUAAAAAUGUUUCAUAAAUAAUUUUUAUAACAAUUAAAAGGUUUUAACUUUAUAUUCCUUUAGGAUAGCAAUUAGGACGAAUAAUAGUUUAUAAAUAAUUUAUAGCACAACUUUUAUAACAUUCCUUCUAGAUUUACAUAUCAUCUAUAAAACAAAUAGGAAUAAAUCCUAUUUUUAUUAAUAUUAUUUGUUGGAAACAUCAAAAAGAGAAAACAAAAAUAUUCAAUGCGUUUUGAGUUGUAUGACACUAUUUAUAUCUUUCAUAUAUUUUACUCUUUCUGGUUUGGGAUGCAAAAGAAGUCAAAAUUAAUAUUUCAUUAAACAAAUAAUAAUAAUAAUUAGACAGUAUUAAAACGACAAUAUUACUGUUAAAAAUGUAAUGUGUAAAGGAAAUAACCCAUAGAUAUAUUUAAUGUAUUGUAUGUGUAAAAAUACUCGUAUGGGCAAUUUGUAAAAGUUUAUCUUUAAACAAAGACAAAUUAAAAUACAAAACGUGGUAAUUGUGGAUUGUUGAAUAAUAGUUUUACAACUUGUCUCCAUACUCCUUAUACUCGACAAUAAAAGUUGGAAAGUAUGGUAUGUAAAUAAAAA